CAAUUUGCAUUUCACCCAACCAUGAGCAUGAAGACGGGAGUGUCCGCGUGGUUCCAGAAGGAGAUUGUUCUUACAGCACCGUCGCGCGGCUUUCACUUGGUGACGGACGAAGUGUACAAGCAGGUACCUGAAAUCCGCAACUUUACAGUGGGCAUGGCAACGCUCUUCGUCAAGCACACGUCUGCGUCGUUAUCGCUCAACGAAAACUGCGACCCGGACGUGCGAACUGACAUGGAAGGCGCUAUCAAUCGCAUCGUCCCCGAGAGCUGGAACCGAGAUCUGUUCCGCCACACCAUGGAAGGCGAUGAUGACAUGCCCGCGCACGUCAAGUCCACCCUCAUCGGCGCGUCCAUUCAAGUGCCACUGACGAAUGGCAAGUUCAACCUGGGCACGUGGCAAGGAGUUUACUUGUGUGAACAUCGGGACGUCGGGGGGUGGGGCCACGGCCACAACCGCAAGAUCGUGGUGACGUUGACCGGAUUGACCAGUUAAGCCAACAAUAGUACUACUAACGUUACUAGUACUACUAGUAUACUACUUUAUUCCA
Molecule: messenger RNA, 547 nt
Organism: Aphanomyces astaci
Lineage: Eukaryota; Oomycota; Saprolegniomycetes; Saprolegniales; Verrucalvaceae
Product: secondary thiamine-phosphate synthase enzyme
Exons: 8
Coding region: 22-492 (156 amino acids)
Source: RefSeq, a predicted model, not a curated record